Linepithema humile (Argentine ant) is the source of this 716-nucleotide messenger RNA. The record is from RefSeq and is a predicted model, not a curated record. Lineage: Eukaryota; Metazoa; Arthropoda; Insecta; Hymenoptera; Formicidae.
UUGCGUGAUGGUUAUAUCAGGUUAUAUGUGCGAGCACAUGCAGCUUUUCAAGAAUAUAAUUUACAAGAUUUCACGAUACUUUUAUAUAGUACCUAUAAUUAAUACGAGGAGUGACAGCAUGUCUUAUGUUUUAAUCGAAUUUGAUGAUGGGGGUGGUAGUGUUGCAGUUGUAAGAAGCACAUGGUUAACUCCUAGAAAACGAGAAGUUUUUUGGCCACCUGUAAAAGACCAAAAAACUUUUAAUAAAAUUUUAGAAAGCGUAGUACAUGCACAUACUGCAACAUGGAAACUGUACCCAGUACAGAGAUGUUUAUUUGAAACUGAUGAUUUACAAAGAGCUCGGCAGAAAUGUAAAUUAUCAGAGGAGACAUCCGAUUUACAAACAGAUAAUCAGGAGGCCGAUACUUACCGGAAAAGAAAAAGAGUAGUGCCACGUCGAUUUUUAUCAAGCGAUGAGGAUGAAAAUGAUAAUGAUGACGUUGAUGUUCGCCCUCCAAAAUUAAAAAACAAAUUUUUAACUACUCAAAAAACUCAAGAAAAAAAAAAUUUUAGACAAAGUGAGUUUUUUAGUGUAAAUUAAUAACCUUACAAAAAAGUUGUUGUGUAUUUUACCUAACAAAAAAGUUGUUGUAUAUUUGAAAAUCAACAAAUUACCUUUUUAAAAAAAGGUAAAGAAAAGGCGCCAAGUGCACGCAAAUCUUCCAAAAAAAAGUUGU